GACCAAGCUGACCUACACUCCUGGUCAUUAGCGUGUGGACAAGCGUUGAGUGCGGCAACAUGUUCCCGGAGGACCGCUUCCAUCCGCUUGGGCCGGACGCUGAUCGCCUGCACGACGAUCUGGUAGAAGCCACGGAGCUGGAGAGCACGCCUAAAACCUCGAAAGAGCUAGGCUCAGCACUUGUGUUGCACCAGUUCCUGCCGGCCUGGGACGUGCAAGCCUAUCUGCGUGUGGCUGGCAUUCGACUGCACGUGCACAACUCCAAAUACCCGACGUACGAGGCCACAGGUGAACUGCCGCAGCUCAGUGAUGGCAACUUUUUACUGCCCAAGGAGGAGAUUAUCAUGCACCUGCAGACGUUCCACAAGGACAUCGAUGAGUUCUUAACUGACCAACAACGCAGCGAAUCGUAUGCGUAUCGGUCAAUGCUAUCGGAGAAGCUCCAGCGAGUGAUGAUGUAUUGCCGCUGGGUCGACUCGGCCACGUACCGCGAGGUCACACGGCCGCACAUGAAGCGUCAUAUCCCAUUCCCACUAAACCUCUUCUUACCCAAGAAGAUGCACCUGGACACGAUGGAGAAGCUGCGCAUGUACGGCAUUUCGACCAAGGAACAGGCUUACGUCAUCGCUCGUGACUGCUACACGGCCCUCAACACGAAGCUUGAGAGCGCUGGCACGCCUUAUUUCUUUGGAGAUCAACCGAGUGCUCUGGACGUCGCGGUGUUCGGGCACGUUGUUGACGCUAUGGGCAAUACGCAGCUGGUGGCCACUGUGCAUCAGCAUGCGCCACUGCUUAUUACACUGGCGGAGCGUAUCCGGGACGCGUAUUUCGGUGCUCCUGGUGAACAGCCCACGAGUCUCAGUGAAGAGGCAUUGUACUCGGAGAACCAGCCCAAUUACUUCACUACUUCGUUAGACAAUGCCUUCAUGAAGAAGGUCUCGCAGCCACUGCAAGUGGCUUUCCUCAAGCCAUACCGCAGUUUGGACUGGAGUCGUCGUGAAUUGGCUUCGGAGAUUGCCCAGAAGAAGCGUAAGAAGGAGGCUGAGGAGCGAGCUGCUGACGAGGAGCACGAUGAGGCUUUCCAAAAGGGACCUCGUAACGUUAUCAUCGGUGCCAUUGCAGCUCUGGUAUUGUAUGCCGUGACAGCUCUGCCAGUAGCUGUGGUCGAUGUCGACGAUGAAUAUUACGACGAGGACGAAGACGACGAAUAGAGAACCCCACCGCCUUGAUACUCAUCAGGUGACGUUGUAGAUUGAUACCAACUUUGUUCUGAGCGUCUGUUUGAUCUUACCAGAAAGAAGGACAAGCAUGACAAUGUAAGCCUGUUUUGAACGAGGCUUUUGAUGAUGGAGUUUUUGGAUGCUGGAUUCCCGCUGUCGAAUCAAUUUCAAUAACUUUAACUUACACGAUGCCAUGUACAAAUAAAAAAGGCGAGCAGAAUGGCUGCUCUUCGCAUGGUUGCUUGUCCAUACUAGAGUGAGCAGGCGUAUUGUGUUGUCAUAGAUCCACGGUGUCAUCUGCAGUCAUUCAAAAAAA
Phytophthora nicotianae INRA-310 is the source of this 1536-nucleotide messenger RNA. RefSeq lists its product as hypothetical. The record is from RefSeq and is a predicted model, not a curated record. Bases 60 to 1211 code for a protein of 383 amino acids. Gene Ontology annotation, cellular component: SAM complex. Lineage: Eukaryota; Oomycota; Peronosporomycetes; Peronosporales; Peronosporaceae. The transcript is spliced from 3 exons.